AUGCUAAAGCACAACCGCCUCCAGCAUGUUCACUGUGUCCACGGACAUUCCAAGCGCCAGCUGGACUUGAAGGACACCUUUGGAUUAACUGCACUACUCGGACCGCACCAACCGUCGUCCCUCCGCCCGCCUCUUCCUCGUCCUCUAGGCCGUCGACUAGUUCGGACCGCCGUCAUGAACUACCGUUUCCAUCCCCCUCCGCCUCCUCUUCCACCUCCGCUGCUCCAGGCGCCUGCCACGCACAUCAACACCACACACAUUCCUGACACAACAACAAACACUAACACCAAAUUUGAGGACCAGGACUACACCUGCCCUCACUGCGACAGCAUCUUCAACUCACACAUCGACCUGGUCGGUCACUUGCGAAUCCAUCGCACGGAGACUAGAAACCAGUCCCUGGAACACCAACCUACAACCUGCGGUAGACAACCGCCGGCUGCACCACACCAUCUCACAACACGCCAUCACACCCUCCCUCCCUCAGCACCAUCUCGCCACACAUCAACAUCACCCACCGCAAGCACCCAACUGCCAUUUCCCACGCAAGUGGGAAGUGUGCGUCUUGACUCUGUCUCCCUGCGGCACUUGUUGCAUGGGUGA
Molecule: messenger RNA, 603 nt
Organism: Spirometra erinaceieuropaei
Lineage: Eukaryota; Metazoa; Platyhelminthes; Cestoda; Diphyllobothriidea; Diphyllobothriidae
Source: the annotation of a GenBank genome assembly